Molecule: messenger RNA, 1047 nt
Organism: Ogataea angusta
Lineage: Eukaryota; Fungi; Ascomycota; Pichiomycetes; Pichiales; Pichiaceae
Exons: 1
Coding region: 1-1047 (348 amino acids)
Source: RefSeq, a predicted model, not a curated record
AUGCAAGAAAUUCAACUCUUGACAGGAUCUCGUAAAGCUUGUCGCGUGUAUCAUACAUUGAAGGUUAAUCAAAAGGCUACUAAACCCGGGCAAAAGCAGCCCGCGUCAUUCGUCAGUGACUUGAUGGAUUUGCUCGAAAAGCCCACUCAUAGACGGGCUAUAGAUCAACAUGUGGAAAACAAGCUAACAAAGGUCAAGUAUAUUGAAGAUUUCGAAAGAAAUCAUUAUCAAAGAAUUUUGCGCGAAUUGACUUCUGUGUUGCAACCACUACAAAGAGCUAGCAAUCAAGAUCAUCCUAUAGCUCCUUGCCAAUUAUUACUGGGAUCCGAAGUUAAAGCAGUCAACCAAUAUAUACGGAAGUUGAAAAAGCAGUCAGACAUCGUUUUCGUCGCAGACUACUUACUUGCGCAUGGGCGAUUGAAUACAACCUUUCUCGCAUCUUUGGUAUUCAAGAUGAACCGGGCCACUUUGAAAAGUUUCAUCAGCACGACAAUUAGUGACAGCAGAUUUGCCUCGUUGAAUGAAUCAUUGCUCUGCAAAGCGUAUGUGAUAUUCUGUUAUCGAUUAAGACAGCUAGGAAUGAUGGCGUUGACGGAUCUCCUUAUAAAACAACAGCUUUCAUCACUGUGGCUGCCCUGCAUUCGUCGUAAACAAUUCACGAAUGCAAAAUACCUAAGAAAUCUUAUGUCGAUUUUGAUGGAAGUUUUAAAUGAGAAUGAGAUACUUUCCUUUGUGAUAUCCACCAAAAGUGUGCACAUGGCUUAUGUAUUGUGGGAACUGAAACCGGACAGAUACGAAGAGAUUAAAGAGGCAUUUGUUGUUAGUUCAAACCAUACUAGUUCAAACUGCAAUUUAUCAGCACAUCAGAAAUUGAUUCUUUAUCUGUUAUCAAAUUCGUGUGUUUAUCAGGACAAUCAGUUGCAAAUCAGGCUGAAUGAGCUUUCUCGACGGCAUCGACUUUCAUACGGUGAAUGCGUGUCUGAGAGCUCAUUUUUCGAAUCCCUAAAAUGUAUCAUCGCAUCCCAAAAUAUCGUGCAUUUCGAAUAA